AUGACCGAGGCCAAUGUUAACCUCAACGCGUCAAGGGUGACGGCGGUGAUUGUUUGCUACUCAGUGCCGAUCCCUUUCAUGCUGCUAUUUACUGGUCUGAGGCUUUUUGUCAAACUGCGACCGUCAUCGCGGAAUCCUAUGGCUUUGGAUGACUAUAUGAUUAUCGGAGCCACAUGCAUAUCGAUCGGACUAUGCAUCAGUGGUCUGGUCUACGCCAUUGAACCAACCGCUGACAACACCACACAAUCAGGCCCCCCCUACGGAUUCGGUAGACACAAAGCUGCUCUACCUGAACAAGAACUCGAAACUUUCAUGCUGGGCGACUAUGUCUUCAGCCACUUCUACAACUUCGCAAUUGCAAGCACCAAACUCGCCAUUCUCGCCCUUUACUACCGCAUAUUUAGCACAAAACUAUUCCAGCGUAUCAUAAUCGGCACGGCAGUCUUUAUCUUCCUCUGGAUCGCGGCCAUGGAGAUUGGACUCGGACUUCAAUGCGUGCCUGUCGCUAAAGCCUGGGACCCGAAUGUAAAGGGCGACUGUCUGAAUCUGGUGGCUUUUUCGUACUUCACCAAUAUCACUAAUCUGGUCACCGAUAUCUGGGUCUUCUUGCUACCUGUUCCCAUUAUACUGAGGCUUCAUAUUGACCGAAAGCGGAAGCUGGAGCUUGCGGGAAUAUUUACCAUUGGCCUUUUGACUUGCGCGAUUAGUAUCGCGCGAUUGACAGUCGUUGUUUCACAGGGUUCAACUGAUUUUACAUGGACUGGUGUUCCAUUGGGAAUCCUCUCAGUCUACGAACCUCUUGGUGGGAUACUUUGCGCCAAUCUCCCCUUUCUGUACAAACAUGCCACCAGCGUGCUCAAGAAAGUCGUGUCAUCAUUCGGUCCUGUUCAGACCGAGGGUAUGCUCCCUGAAACUGGAGUUAGAAGGCCUCAAUAUCUACUGUGGAAGAGGAAACAAGAUCUCAGCAUGCAAAGUGAAAGUGAGUGGAGCAGGCUCCAACGCGACACUGACAAGAAUACUUCGACUACAAUGAGCGAGGUGCGCUCUGCUCAUGCCGCGGACGGAGGACAUGAAAUAGAAGAGUCUAGAUCUAUGAUUCAGGAUCCACGAGGAUCGGAGCCAUAG
Molecule: messenger RNA, 1125 nt
Organism: Penicillium atrosanguineum
Lineage: Eukaryota; Fungi; Ascomycota; Eurotiomycetes; Eurotiales; Aspergillaceae
Product: putative integral membrane protein PTH11-like
Exons: 6
Coding region: 1-1125 (374 amino acids)
Source: RefSeq, a predicted model, not a curated record